Trypanosoma theileri is the source of this 690-nucleotide messenger RNA. RefSeq lists its product as uncharacterized. Bases 1 to 690 code for a protein of 229 amino acids. The transcript has a single exon. NCBI's taxonomy places the organism in Eukaryota, Euglenozoa, Kinetoplastea, Trypanosomatida, Trypanosomatidae. The record is from RefSeq and is a predicted model, not a curated record.
AUGAGAUGUUUUAGAACAGCAACUGCUUUUGUGGUCUACUGCAGGUGCUUUGACAGCUCUUCAAGGUUUGGGAAGGAGCUUGGGUUUGGCCACAAAAUGCGUGAUAUUCCAGUUCUCACGGGUAACCCACGUCCCGUUGCCAAAGAGGAUGAUUGGCGUUGUUCUUACAAGCUCACAGAUCGAAUGGAAGAUGUAGUUAGAGAUAUUCUAAAGAAGAAUGGUUGGAGUGACACCGAAAUACAGCGAGAGAUGGAACAGAUAUUUGAGCGAAAAGAGAUGGGUUCUCGUUCGUCAUUAAACACAUGGUCAACUGUGGAGGAGUUCCAACGAACUCCUUGGUAUCGUCGAUACAAGCCAACAGAUACCUGUGCGGCCAAAUACAUUUCCUAUGAAGUGAUAAAAUUGCUGGAAAAUGCACUUAUUGCCCCAUCACUAAGGUCCGAUCCAUAUGCUCAUCUGCGCAAACGACACAUGGAAGAUAACUGGAUGAAUGAUAGAUUUUCAGAAGAAACUGCAAAAUAUGUAAGACGUGAACAGUUGGCCAAACAAACUAAAGGUCUUCCAGGAUAUGGACAGAUAACAAGACGCAAAUUUUUAGAAUUUGAUCGGAAAUUUAAAGCUUCUUAUGGUGCAAAACAGCACAUAAAUGAGUCAUACUCUGCCUGGUUGCAAUCUUUAGGCGAUAAGUGA